AAUUUCUUUCGUCUUUAUCGAAACUUCUGUUUCUUCCACUGUUGCAUGUGUCUUUCUGGCCGUCGUCAUACACUUGUUUUUUGAAAUUUUCAUUCCCAACGAGUAUCCCCACAAUGCCGCCGAAAAAGAAGGGGACCAAGACGGAUUGCCGUAAGGAGUCCACCAGCCAUGGCCUCAAGACUGCUGAACGAAGCAAGGUAGAGAAGAAAGCUGUCUGUUGCAGAGUUUGCAAUAUGAAGUUCACGCGCAGAAGUGCUUUGGAAACUCAUCUUCGCGUCCAUACGGGGGAAAAGCCUUUCGAGUGUGCACUUUGCAACAAGAAGUUUACUCAGGGAUGCCACCUGAGAACUCAUCUUCGCAUCCAUACAGGGGAAAAGCCUUUCGAGUGCACCGUUUGCAACAAGAAGUUUACUGUGGGAAGUAAUCUGAGAACUCAUCUUCGCACCCAUACAGGGGAAAAGCCUUUCGAGUGCGCAGUUUGCAACAAGAAGUUUAGAAGGGGAGGUGAUCUGAGAAGUCAUCUUCGCACUCAUACUGGGGAGAAGCCUCUUGAGUGCACCGUUUGCAACAAGAAGUUCAUUCAGGGAGGUCAUCUGAGAACUCAUCUUCGCACCCAUACAGGGGAAAAGUCUUUCGAGUGCACCGUUUGCAACAAGAAGUUUCCGGGGGUAGGUCAUCUGAGAGCUCAUCUUCGCAUGCAUACGGGGGAGAAGCCUUUCGAGUGCACCGUUUGCAACAAGAAGUUUACUCAGGGAGGUGAUCUGAGAAUUCAUCUUCGGACCCAUACAGGGGAAAAGCCUUUCGAGUGCACCGUUUGCAACAAGAAGUUUGCUCGGGGAUCUUACGUUAGAUCUCACCUUCGUACCCACUCAAAGGUAGGGGCUGUUUGCAAAAAAAGUCCACGUGCGAAUAAAUAAUUUGUGAAAACGCACAUUCGCUCUCUCUCAGGGGGAAGCCUUGCAAUUGCAAAGUUUGCAUCUCAGUUAAAUUUGAGAAGUGAUCUACACGGCUAAAUUCAAACAAGGAUAGAGAAACGACUUAUUUAAUUAACAUUUUGUAAAUUUUACUGUCACCUUUGUCACAAUUAGAACCGUAUGGAGCUCAUUUCUUUUGUGGAUCUCAAGGAGCAAAGUGUUAACUGCAAGGCCACCUAUUUUUUAAGUUACUUUAUGAGUAUUGUGAUUGUUUUUCUAAUGUAGCUGCUGUAUCUUGAGUCUUAUACUUAAUUUUUGAGGAAAUUUGUCCAAUGUGGUUGUACAAUUUCUCCCAAGGACCGUUUUUAUUUCUUCGCACUUUUGUAUGUUCAGAGUUGAUUUUACCUGAGUAUUAAAAAGAACCAUAUCCAUUGAAAAAUA
This is a messenger RNA of Thrips palmi, 1355 nucleotides long. Its product is annotated as gastrula zinc finger protein XlCGF8.2DB-like. Gene Ontology annotation, molecular function: RNA polymerase II cis-regulatory region sequence-specific DNA binding; DNA-binding transcription factor activity. The coding region runs from base 114 to 917 and encodes 267 amino acids. Gene Ontology annotation, biological process: regulation of transcription by RNA polymerase II. The record is from RefSeq and is a predicted model, not a curated record. NCBI's taxonomy places the organism in Eukaryota, Metazoa, Arthropoda, Insecta, Thysanoptera, Thripidae. The transcript is spliced from 2 exons.